AUGUCUGUAGCCAUGACCCAGACGUGCCCAGGUCUGUACUGUGGCAGGAGGAUCAUCAAUGGAUCACUGGAUGAAGAGUGUGGAGUUUGCCCCAGAGGUGAGCGGACUAACCUGCAAAAGUUCUGUGAGCGCUGCACAGAAUAUCCUGAACUCUACGACUGGCUCUACCUGGGUUUUAUGGCUAUGUUGCCUCUUGUGCUGCACUGGUUUUUCAUAGAGUGGUAUUCUGGAAAGAAAAGUUCUAGUGCUUUGCUGCAGCACAUUACGGCCAUGCUGGAGUGCAGUGUGUCGGCUGUGGUGACGCUCUUGGUCAUGGAGCCUGUGGGGCUGCUCAGUAUCCGCUCGUGCAGGGUCCAGAUGCUGUCGGACUGGUACACCAUGCUCUACAACCCCAGCCCCGACUACAUCAACACUCUACACUGCACUCAAGAGGCAGUUUAUCCCCUAUACACCAUUGUGCUGAUUUACUACGCCUUUUGUUUGGUGAUGAUGAUGUUGCUGCGCCCGCUGCUGGUGAAGAAGAUCGCCUGUGGUUUGGGAAAAUCUGAUCGAUUCAGAAGCAUCUACGCUGCACUUUACUUCUUCCCUAUCCUCACAGUUCUCCAGGCCGUCGGGGCAGGUUUACUCUAUUAUGCUUUUCCAUAUAUCAUUCUUGUCCUCUCGCUGGUGACUCUGGCUGUCUACAUGUCGGCCUCUGAAAUUCAGUCUUUCAAGAGUCUGGGGGCCAAGAAGAAGCGGCUGGUGGUGCUGUUUAGCCACUGGUUGCUCCACGCUUACGGCAUCAUAUCCAUCUCUCGCCUGGACAAGCUGGAGCAGGACCUUCCCCUGCUGGUUCUGGUGCCUGGACCCGCCCUGUUUUACAUCGCCACGGCCAAAUUCACCGAGCCGAGCCGCAUCCUUUCUGAAGGCGGCAGCGGACACUAA
This is a messenger RNA of Knipowitschia caucasica, 924 nucleotides long. NCBI's taxonomy places the organism in Eukaryota, Metazoa, Chordata, Actinopteri, Gobiiformes, Gobiidae. The record is from the annotation of a GenBank genome assembly.